Lithohypha guttulata is the source of this 1101-nucleotide messenger RNA. RefSeq lists its product as uncharacterized. Bases 1 to 1101 code for a protein of 366 amino acids. The record is from RefSeq and is a predicted model, not a curated record. Lineage: Eukaryota; Fungi; Ascomycota; Eurotiomycetes; Chaetothyriales; Trichomeriaceae. The transcript is spliced from 2 exons.
AUGUCAACGCGACGACGCGUGCUCACGGCUACGAUCGCUGUGAUAUGCACAAUCGGGAUUGUAUGGCGCUACCACGAUUUGAGUGAAGUACCUGCGUACAUCUCUCGCAAAACAGCAUAUAGGCCUUACAACGUCUCCCAUACUGGCGAUAGCCAUCAUCUACCACAGCCUGCAGAUUCACAUGGCUGGUUCGAGGUCGAAACUAAUCUCAGCAGUGGAGUCAAACAGUAUACGCGUAGCAGUACCAGCACUGUUCCUUCUCUGCUAUGGCUAAGCCUAACCUUUGACUCCCAAUCCUGGGGUAAACACAACUUCCAUCACCGUAAUGUCGACGACUUUUUGCGCAUAAUACCACAACAAGUCCAGCUCGAGGACGUCUCUCUAGGCUUACUCACAAGCUCGGAGCAAGAGUACAAGGCAUACAUUGAAGCGACACGCGCAUAUGACUUUGCUAAGAUCUCAAUCAUCUUGCAUAAAGGCUUUCACGAUGGUCCGGUCGUCGAUCGUGCUCAUCGACAAGAUCGGGCUGUACAAGUAGCUCGACGAAGCGAAUUGGCGAAGCUGAGAAAUUUCCUCAUGCUUAGGACGAUCGCAGACGAAGAGCACAUUCUAUGGAUGGACGCAGAUGUACAUCGACUUGACCGAGGUAUCGUGCAACGCAUGAUCAAGCAUACCGGGGAACGCGCCGACGUCGGAAUGAUCACAGCGCGUUGCUCGCAAGGUGGCAACGACAACUACGACCACAACGCGUGGCGAGGCACACGGCAAGGGCCAAGAGGAUGGGAUCUAAACGAGCAAGAGAUAAAGGACGGCGAGCUGGCGGCUCAGGGUCAAUAUCAUAUACCUGCUAUCAUUAAGGGGUCAACGAACGAUGACCUAGUUGAACUCGAUGUGGUAGGGGCCACAAUUCUAUAUAUUCGAGCUACCUUAAUACGGCAGGGGUUGACUUUUCCAGCGCAUUUUGUGAUUGGCACGAGAUGGCGCAAAGAUGGGUGGGAUGGUAUUGAGUCUGAGGGUCUUUGCUACAACGCACGUGGUAUGGAGAACAGUAAGUGUAUGGUGCUGGGUGGUUCAUGGCACGUCGAGCAUACGAAAGGCUGA